AUGUACCGCCAAAUACGUAUAAAUGACGAAGACACUGACUUUCAGAGAAUUUUGUGGAGACCAAAUACUGAUCAACCGAUACAACAUUACAAGGUACUGCGACUUACAUUUGUAACUGCUUGUGCCCCAUAUUUGGCAAUGACAUCUAUUCAACGGCUGGCUAUAGACGAACAAUCGAAGUAUCCGCUAGCAGCCAAAAUAACAUUAUAUGAUUAUUAUGUGGAUGAUUUACUUAACGGUUGCGAAUCUAUCGAUGAAGCUAAAGAAAUUUAUGACCAAAUGGUUAAAUUAAUGGGUGUUGGCGGUUUUAUACUGCAGAAAUGGAACACGAACUCUCAAGCUUUAUUAGAAUAUAUUGAAGAAGAAAGUAAAGGAUCAGAAGUACUAGUUUUCAAAACUAAUAACGAUAUGAUAAAGGUGCUCGGCAUAAGAUGGAAUCGGACAACGGACUGUUUUGAAUACGUCUUAAAAUUAUCAGAUUUAUCUGAUAUAAUUAAUAGAAUCAGGCGUUACUUUGCGGAAAUCCAUUAUAUAAAAGAUUUUAGAAAAAUCUACUUCUCAAAUAUCCGCGUUAUAAAAUAA
Molecule: messenger RNA, 582 nt
Organism: Parnassius mnemosyne (clouded apollo)
Lineage: Eukaryota; Metazoa; Arthropoda; Insecta; Lepidoptera; Papilionidae
Source: the annotation of a GenBank genome assembly